AUGACUGCUGCACUAACGAUGCUGAUGAUGGACUUCAUGGAAGACAAGUUCGGCCUGAAGAACCAGAGCAUGAAGGCCGCGGACUACUUCCUGGAACCGACGAUCGAAAGCCUGGACGGCGGCAUGUACUUCGCCAAGUCUCCUUCCAAAUGCACGCAGGCCUUCGGCGAACACCGCGCCUCAUCUCGCUCGGAACAGCACGCCGGUUAUGGCACGGCCAAAGCGGAGGAGAUGGCCGGCUCUGCGGCGUCAUGUUGCCGCGGCGACGAGGUGGAUGAGGCGGCGGCAGACAAGGGGGACGACAAGGUGACGAGUAGCAAGAAGCGGCGCCACCGGACCACUUUUAGCAGCGCGCAGCUGGACGAGCUGGAGAAGGUCUUCCAAAAGACGCACUACCCGGACGUGUACGUGCGCGAGCAGCUGGCCACAAGGACCGAACUGACCGAGGCCAGGGUGCAGGUAUGGUUCCAGAAUAGAAGAGCCAAGUGGAGAAAGCGGGAACGAUAUGGACAAAUUCAGCAAGCUAAAAGUCACUUUGCCUACACCUACGACUUAUCUGUGCUGCCUCGAACUGACAGCUAUGCGCAGAUUCCCAACAACUUGUGGUCGGGCCCCCCUUCUGUGGCGAGUUCUGUGGUGUCACCCUGCAUGCUGCCUCGGGGCUCGCCCCCCUGCGUGGCCUCCUACUCCCCGCGAUCGGCUUCCUCCGCCGCCGGGGACCACGGCCAUGGCUACUUCCCCAACCAGCAGAACCAGUUUGGACACGUAUCGCUCAACAAUUUCUGCGGCGACCCGCUUCUCUCUCCGGCCGCCAAUGGCCAUCACGCCUUCGAGACCAAGCCUGAGUUUGAGAGGCGUUCAUCCAGCAUUGCUGUGCUUCGCAUGAAGGCCAAGGAGCACGCAGCCAAUAUCUCCUGGGCCAUGUGA
Molecule: messenger RNA, 927 nt
Organism: Nerophis lumbriciformis (worm pipefish)
Lineage: Eukaryota; Metazoa; Chordata; Actinopteri; Syngnathiformes; Syngnathidae
Source: RefSeq, a predicted model, not a curated record